Messenger RNA from Hylaeus anthracinus, 1478 nucleotides. It is a transcript of the gene Mettl14, whose product is annotated as N6-adenosine-methyltransferase non-catalytic subunit. The transcript has 5 exons. Gene Ontology annotation, cellular component: RNA N6-methyladenosine methyltransferase complex; nucleus. Lineage: Eukaryota; Metazoa; Arthropoda; Insecta; Hymenoptera; Colletidae. The coding region runs from base 293 to 1465 and encodes 390 amino acids. Gene Ontology annotation, molecular function: mRNA binding. The record is from RefSeq and is a predicted model, not a curated record.
UAAAGAGGUCGCUCGAUUGUACAAUGACAUGUCAGUGUAUGUUUUCAUUGUGAAAGAUUAUAAUUGAUAGCGUCUGUCAAUUAAGAUCUAAUACAAAACUCUGACAUGAACUUCUAUAAUUGUAUAAAUGAUACAAGAUAAAAUCGUAUCUUCUUGAAUGUGUACAUUUCCUUUAGCCCUCGACUGCAUUGCAUCGCCAGUGGUUAUGCUACGCGCAAAACAACGAGCAGCGAUGAAUAAAUAGGUUAAACUUAUACAUUUAGAUUCAAUAGUUUCUGGCAAUCAACGAAAAAUGCUACAAACGCUUCGAGAACGGUCUCAAAAACGCAAGAAACUUCUAGCGCAAACGCUAGGCGUUUCGAGCGUGGACGAGCUGCGACAGAUUUUGGGAACGGAUAUCGAUGACGCCCAAAAGAAGAAAGUAAAAUCGGUACCCGAAAAGUCGGAAAAUGGGGUGAAGGAUUUGAAGAGCGAUGCGACCACAGCGGACGAAAUCGUUUACAAGGAUUCCUCAACGUUUUUGAAGGGAACACAGUCGUCGAAUCCACACAAUGAUUACUGUCAGCAUUUCAUCGACACGGGUCAGCGGCCGCAAAAUUUUAUCAGAGACGUAGGUCUGGCCGACAGGUUCGAGGAAUACCCGAAGUUGCGGGAACUUAUCAAGCUGAAAGACGACUUGAUAGCGGAAACCGCUACUCCACCUAUGUAUCUAAAAACGGAUUUGCUUACAUACAAUUUAAAGGAACUCAACUGCAAAUUCGACGUGAUACUCAUCGAGCCUCCAUUGGAGGAGUAUCAACGCACGUGCGGUGCCACGAACGUUCAGCUUUGGAAUUGGGAUCAGAUAAUGGAAUUGGACAUCGGCGAAGUGGCUGCGAAUCGAAGUUUUGUGUUCUUGUGGUGCGGCAGCAGCGACGGACUGGACAUGGGACGUUUUUGUCUUCGCAAAUGGGGCUUCAGACGAUGCGAGGACAUUUGUUGGAUUCGCACCAACAUUAAUAAUCCGGGCCACAGUAAAAAUUUGGAUAGCAAAGCAGUCCUCCAAAGAACCAAGGAACAUUGUUUGAUGGGAAUCAAAGGGACCGUGAGGCGAUCCACGGACGGUGAUUUUAUCCAUGCUAACGUGGAUAUCGACCUAAUUAUAUCGGAGGAACCAGAGUAUGGUUCUAUAGAAAAGCCCGUAGAAAUAUUUCACAUAAUCGAGCAUUUUUGUCUUGGCAGACGACGGUUACACUUGUUCGGUCGAGACAGUACGAUUCGGCCAGGAUGGCUCACCGUUGGACCCGAAUUGACGAACACGAACUUUAACGCGGAUCUUUACACCAGUUACUUUGCAAACGGUCAAAUCACGACCGGGUGCACCGAGCGCAUAGAGGCUCUCAGACCGAAGUCUCCGCCACCCAAAGGAAAGGUUACCGGUCGUGGCAGGGGUGGGUUUAAUCGUGGACGAGGCAGGGGAAGGUAAAACGGAUUCUUGU